Messenger RNA from Daphnia magna, 1485 nucleotides. RefSeq lists its product as uncharacterized. NCBI's taxonomy places the organism in Eukaryota, Metazoa, Arthropoda, Branchiopoda, Diplostraca, Daphniidae. Bases 256 to 1086 code for a protein of 276 amino acids. The record is from RefSeq and is a predicted model, not a curated record. The transcript is spliced from 5 exons.
UUGGGGGUAGAAAAUGAAACUAUAGUUGCCUUGCAGACUUCCUGGUGUUUUUACCUCGAUAGCUCAUGCUGAGCUACUCUUAUUCGUUUAUCGUACUUGCUGAUGUGCUGUUGGUUACGACUGGAAACCACGCUGAUCGUAUUAGACUCGUACGAUUUAAUUGCUGUUAUCCGAACUAUUUUGAGAGUUGACGUAUCGCGUGGAACGUUCCAUAACAAAGACACAGUUGGAUAGUGGUGAUAGAAUUCUACUUCAAUGCGAAAGCUCUCGAUGCUCAAAGAUAUGGAAGUUGCACACCUAACAACGGAUUCCAACAAAAUCAUGUACGAUCCUUAUGUGAUUCUGAGUAAUCGAUCAUUGGAAUCAAAAUUAUAUCACUGGCUGGAUCAAAUUAGCAUAAAUGGAUCUACUGAACAACCGACGACCAAAAGCCCGUCUGAUAACGGAGGAAAUACGAACUUGAACGAAAGCUAUAAAAUGGCUGCUCAAGUGGCCGUUGGUGCUGCUAUCAUCGUGGCUCUAACCAUUCUUUUGGCGCUUAUCUGGAACUCACUAAAAAGACGCUUCCCCGGUACCAACAAUUCGGCAACAUCGUCACCAACUUCGAGGCGCUAUAGCUCGGACAGCUUGGAUAGAUUGGUGGAAGAUCGAUUGCGCAAUCGUCCGCCACCUUACAGCCCAGAUCACGAUAAGCCUCCGUCAUACGAAGAAUCCUUUCACGAUUCAUCUAGUCGCCCUCGAUCGCCUGCCUCGAGAAGAAGGGAUCGAAGACGCGCCCAACGGGAAAUGCAUCUCGCACAGAGAGCGCCGGUGCACGAAACCAACAGGUACCCAACACAGCCAGUAGCCCAAAGGCAAGAAUCACCUGUAUAUUCGCUUCCGCCUCAGCCGAUUCCGGAGCCGUUAGUCAGCACCGUAGUUCGUACGGUUAGCUACGAUAAUCGAGCCUUCUCCGUCGACGACGAAGCCCAUCACCCAUCAGCAGUCGACAUUCCAAGUAUUUCCAUGGUCGUGUAUGAAAACGAAGUAUCGCAGGGUUGCCAAAACCCUGACAGCGACGAAGGUGUCGUUAUGCUUCAUCUAUAAAUGGCUAAUAUUUCAAAAAUAGGCUUUCCUUUUUAAUUGUUUGCUAAUGUUUGAAUUCGGUCCGUUGUGUUCCAUGAAUUUGUGGCAUCGAUAAUCAAAGUUGAUUAUCCCAUCGCCAAAAAGAUAAUUGCAAGCACAGCAUCUAUUUUCGUUUCAUUGCUGUAAUAAAAGCAUAUUUCUAUUUUCUAAACGCAUAUAUCUAAAAAAAAUUAUACAUUCUGUUGUUUGUUUAUAAUUACGUUAACAAAAAUAUAUACGUGGACGUCUAUGCAAUCCCCGCGUUGGACUUUGCGGAACGAAUCUUACGGAGUAUACAGAAACGAGAAAUUCGCAUGGAAUCGAAAAGUUGCUUGUGCUCUAUAAGUCGAUCUAUAAAUAAAGGAAUUAGAUUUACCAGAA